AUGGCUGUGCAGAGCUUCCUGCAGUACCUGGGCUCCAGCUCGCUGCUCUGUUUGGUAGCAGGGCUCUUUGCUCUCCUUUACUUUCUCUCCAGCUCCAAGAAGUCAGUUUGCAAUUUGCCCCCUGGGCCACGACCUCUUCCUGUGAUCGGGAACCUGAACGUGGUGGACCUGAAAAAGCCGUUCCAGUCGCUGACAGAGCUCUCCAAGAUAUAUGGCAACGUCUUCACGGUGCAUUUUGGACCCAGGAAGGUCGUGGUACUGGCUGGAUAUGAAACCAUCAAGGAUGCCCUUUUAAAUCAUGCUGAGGAGUUUGGAGAGAGGGCAGAAAUACCCAUAUUUAGGAAAAUGACACAAGGAAAUGGCAUAGCAUUCAGCCAUGGAGAGCUAUGGAGAACUAUGAGAAGAUUUACCUUGUCCACACUGAGAGACUUUGGAAUGGGAAAGAGAACUCUUGAGAUCCGAAUCCUGGAGGAAGUAAAUUCCCUUAUCAAAUAUUUUGAAUCCUAUCAUGGGAAACCAUUUGAUACAAAAAUGAUACUCAACAAUGCUGUAUCCAAUGUCAUCUGCUCUAUAUUGUUUGGAGAGAGGUUUGAAUAUGAUGAUCCAGUAUUUCUAACUUUGCUGAAGCUGAUAAAUCAAAAUACUAAGCUGUUGGGCUCCCCUAUGGUGCAGUUAUAUAACUUCUACCCAUCCCUUGGAUUUCUGUCUGGAGCUUCCAAGACUGUGCUACAAAAUAUCCUUGAAUUGAAUGCUUUUCUCCAGAAGCUCUUCCAGGAACACAAAGAGGAGCUUAAUGAAAAUGACUUAACAGGCUUUGUCGAUGCCUUUCUGGUGAAGCAAAAACAGGAGUCAAAGAAACCACACACUGCAUUCAGCAAUGGAAACCUGAUGUUUUCAACCCUGGACCUCUUUGCUGCUGGGACUGAGACUACAUCCACAACUGUGCGCUGGGGGCUGCUGCUGAUGAUGAAAUACCCAGAAAUUCAGAGAAAGAUUCAGGAAGAAAUGAACCAUGUCAUUGAACCAGGAGAGCUGCCUAAAUUGGAGGACAGGAAAAAAAUGCCCUACACAGAAGCAGUAAUACACGAAAUACAAAGGUUUGCCAAUAUUGUCCCCAUGGGCGUAUCCCGAUCGACUCCCAGCGAUGUCAAUUUCCGAGGCUACGUGAUUCCCAAGGGUACUGAGAUUAUUCCACUGCUGACCUCUGCUCUGAAUGAUGAGUCACACUGGAAAACCCCGCAUCAGUUCAACCCUUCCCAUUUCCUUGAUGCCAAUGGGAACUUCAUUAGGAGAGAAGCAUUUAUUCCAUUCUCCAUAGGGCGAAGGGCUUGCCUUGGUGAAGGACUGGCCAGAAUGGAGCUGUUCCUCUUCUUUUCAGGCUUGCUCCGCAAAUUUGUUUUCCAGCCUCCUCCAGGAGUGGAGAAGUCAGACCUGGAUCUCACGGCUGAUGUUGGAUUUACCUUGACUCCCAUGCCUCACCUGGUUUGUGCUGUGCCUUGUGAAUGAUCAAAAACACAGCAUUAGAGUAGUGAACACUUCGAGCUUUAAAGCAAAUCUAGCUACAGUGGGGAAAAGCUGUCCCUGAGCUUUAGGGGGAGGAAGACACCAGGCACUGUUAUUUUAUUUUCUCUCAUUCGUGACAUCCUCUCCAACAGCUCCUGCAAUGUCUAAUUUGUGUAAUGCAAACCCUUCAGACAGCUCUGAGUUCUGCUCUCAGAAACUGUGGUUCAUUCCUGGAACAGCACAUCAGAGAUGCUGUUUUCAGGACAGUUUGAAAGAGUGAAAUGCCUUCAGACCUCCUCUGUAGAUGAAACCCAUCAGAGCUCUGCCCUGGCAGCCUCUAUGGGGAAUUCUCAGCCCAAAGUCCAAGCCCUAUAGCAGAGCUGAUUAUAAGUGGCCCAGCUGGAGACAAGAGACACUCAAAGGAUCUGGAAAUCUCCACAGGAUGGUAGUUCAGCUGAGCCUCAGACUGAGCUUCCAUUGUGCCAUACAACCUGCCUUAUCUUUAUUACAGAGUCCCAGACACAAGGGUGUGACACGGGCUGAUGCCAAGACCCAGGCACGGGACAGUUAUCAGAAAACAUCUAAGUGCUUUGGGAAAUGGGUUCUUUCCACCUCACACCAGGCACUUCAUGCUGAACAGCCCAUUUAUGAUGGGGCCAAUUGAGCAGCUUUCUGCUUCUGCAGAAAUGCCUAAGAAAGGCAUUUCUACCACUCCCUCACCUCUCCUGGCUUCAUGCUGGCUCUGGCACUUGUCCAAUCCCUUAUUGGGCCAUCUCAGAUCCCUAAGCUGGCAGAAAACGAGCAGCCAUGGCAAGGGAAGAGUUUCUGAAUCAGCGUGGCUGAAGCGAUAUCAGCCUGCGGCAGUGUGAGGGCAGCGGAGCUGGGGCUGGGCAGGGACUGCCACGCUCCAGCAGAGAGCUGGGAGAGGCUCAGCCCCUGCUCCCUGCUCCACCUGCACCUCAGGGGCUGUACUUGCUCUGUAGAUCUUCUCUACCCUGCACAGAGAGAAAGGAUCCUUCAGGGGAUGAAUCAGCUGCCAUAAGGUUGUCAUUUCUCACUCUCUGCACUGGCUGCAGGGUGAACUAUCAACCACAGACUUUCCAAAUUUACUAGGUGUGUUGUGAUGAAUAGGGACAGUAUUGUCCAUUCAACUGAAAAUGGGGCAUAAAACUAAAGUUACUGUUGUCUAAAGCUGAGCUGUGUGCAAAUGGAAGGAAAGACAGGAGAAAGAAUAUGAAGGGAUGACAAAGUACGGCAGCCUCUGGCCAAGACACUGACUCUCCUCACUAGCUCUAGUUCACACAACUAAAGGCAGCACUCUCACAGUGAUUCUGCACCUUCUACUUGUGCUGGUCUUGCACUUGGUCAAGCACAGGCCGAGCUCCAGCUCCUGGGCUCAGCUCAGGGAGUGCUCUGUGACAAGGAAGCCUCUGCUGCUGCGCUUGCGUGCAUUUGUUGUGCUGUUGCUCUAUUUGCAGUCUAGCUACUGAAAGCCUGACCUUAUCACCUACUUAAUCAUUAAAUAUUUUGUUCUGU
This is a messenger RNA of Haemorhous mexicanus (house finch), 3039 nucleotides long. RefSeq names its product cytochrome P450 2K1-like. The coding region runs from base 1 to 1506 and encodes 501 amino acids. Gene Ontology annotation, biological process: xenobiotic metabolic process. Gene Ontology annotation, cellular component: intracellular membrane-bounded organelle; cytoplasm. Gene Ontology annotation, molecular function: iron ion binding; heme binding; oxidoreductase activity, acting on paired donors, with incorporation or reduction of molecular oxygen, reduced flavin or flavoprotein as one donor, and incorporation of one atom of oxygen. Lineage: Eukaryota; Metazoa; Chordata; Aves; Passeriformes; Fringillidae. The transcript has 9 exons. The record is from RefSeq and is a predicted model, not a curated record.